UAUUCUUACUGUUUGUCAUUCUUUCUGUGCUGAAGUAUGUGACACUUUGUUUUAGCAGCAUUCACUGAAUUUUGAGUAAAUCCCUAGAAACUGUAAGGAUAACUCCAGUGGUGCUAAUAUUGAUUGUAUGCUCUUAUUUUUAGCCUGUACUGUAGGAUAGGAUGCCGUUAAGGGAAGUCUGAGAAGACUGACAGGUCUCACUUUUAUUGCUUUGGAUUUCUAGUUUUUCUUGAUGUUUCAGUUCUUUUAGGGCAUUCUUCAGAGCUUCAGACAACUUUGUCCUCCUUUCUGGCUGCAGGUCUGACUGCAGGUAAAAGCUUGCUUAACUGAACUGUGAGCUGCUUCUCUGCUAUCUCGAACUAAAUUUAACCCUGCUUUCACUUUCAGUAUAUUUAUAAACACUUUCCUCCUCAAUAUUGUCUUGCUACUUCAGUAUAGAUUUGGCAUUCACUUUGACUUUCUCUACUCUGCUAUGGCUCACUGAUAGAUAAUGAGUAAUUAUGCAAUGGUCUUUUCAGGAAUAUGGAAAGCAUGAAAAAAUGACAGCUUUGAGCAGCUUUUACUCAUACUGUGAGCAGCAGGAGAAACUGUCUGACUGGUGAAAGCAAGUUCCAGCACAUAAGUGCACUGAACAAAACUCCAGUGCUUAGAGCUGUGGGCUCUGAGUGGGCUGUGUGUGUGUGGGGGGGUGUUCCUCUUAAUUCGGUUAUAUCUGUUAACUUCUAGUGUAGUGGUUGUUGCCAGAAGCUUUUAAUUUCCUGCUAAUUUAAUUGCUGUUCCUUUCAGAAUGACAAUUCAGUAGUCACUACCACUUCUCAAAAACAAGUAUCUUGAUAUGUAUAAGCUGGGCUUCUUUUGCUGCUUAUAGGGACCUAAAAUUAAAGCAUACACUUUUAUUUUUGAGUCAUAAUCAACUUUCUUUGAGGUGAAAAAAUUAGAACCAUCACUUGUUUAUUACCCUUGCAUCAGGUAGCAUGAGCUUUCCCUCCAUCCUCUGUCUGUGCUUUCUGUGCUGUAAAAACAGCAGUACAGCCUACCUCCAGGAGGGUCAUAAAUCAAUUGUGGAACUUGUUUUAAUCAACAAACACCUUUGUCUUACCAUCGGCCCUUCAGUGCAAGUCACUUAAUACAUCAAAUUAAUAGUGGCUAAACAUUAUGUCUUAAUCCGGAUUCGAUCUGGCACUAUAUAGAAAUUCAGUUCUUAUAAAACUGCAUACUUCAUUGUUGAUGAAAUUGUUUCAGAACUGGAUGUCUAUGGACACAAAUAACUACACUGACUAUUGUAGUCACCUAACUUGGAUGAAAUUCAAGUAUCUAAAAUUAGGAGACUUGGUUUCCUGAACUAUAGGUGUUUUCUCGGUAUGAUUCAGAAUCAUAAGGCCAAUGCUUAAAAAAAGCAGGGAAUACUUCUCAAGAGCAGUCACAUGGCAAGAGGAGAAAGACCUGUGGGCAUGAAAAGAAAUGGUUUAAUUGUAGGAGUAGACUUAAUGUUGUCAGUGCUCUUUCUUAUUUUGAUAGGUAAGUGGAACUGCUUAUUGUGUUAUGAGGUUCUUGCUCUGCAUCUGCAUUGUAUAAAGAGCUCAUCUGACAAAAUGGGUAAACUGGACAACGGAAGUUAAUUUAAUUCAGAAUCCAAGUGAGCAAGUCAGUCUUCUAAUGUUUCUUACUUAAUGUUCUGUCCUAGGACAGUGUUCACUCAAGCUUAAAGAUGAUUCAGAUUCAGAUUGGAGAGGGACAGCAGCUAAAGAGAUGCUCGGUUUGGAAUAUUUCUGAAAGCAUAUAAAAGUCUGUAGAGUCUGCUGCCAGCUUCGCCUGGUCUUUCCCUGCUUUUCUGUGAAAAUGAGAGGGUUUCCUUGCAAUUUACAAGGUAGAAAUCUUCUUGCAAGUAGUUUAUUUACUGUGACAUUAAGGGCAACAGCUGGUCCUGCAAAAACACAUGUUAAUCACUCCCUUACAAGAUCUGUUUGAACAGAUUUUUUGAAAUUUGUAUUUCAGGGGGCUAAUUCUGCACAAGUUUCUGUAGGCCAGAAGAAGAGGAUUUGAUAGCUAUUUAUUGCAAGUGCUUAGCAGGAGCAAUGUGACAGUUCCCUGAUCUGCUUGCUGUGCCGCACAGCAGGUUCCUUGAUUCAAGUUCCUUCACGAUGACUCUUUAUUCAGUGUGCUUAAUUUUUAAAUUGUACCUAAGAUGGAAGCUAAGUGUAAUUCUCCAGUUGUGUGAAAUUGUUCUUACCUUCUGAAAAAUACUGUAAUUUCUUGUUUGCUUGUAUCUUUCAAAUCUAUUUUACCUUACCUGUUUCCUGUAUGUUAUGCAAAUGUAGGUCAAGGAUCUGCUCUUCUGUUGCGUAAAGCACACUAUGUAUUUUCAGAAUCUUGUGUCUACAGACUAGGCACAAGAUUCAAGUCUGCUGCAAGGCAGAGCAGCACAAUCAUGCUGAAGCUGAUGAGCUUUUGCUUAGUAAUUGUGAAUUGACAACAGAUGCUAUUCUUACUGCUAACAUGGCCUUUUCAAGUCUGCAAGUAAAACAGUUCUCUUCCACAUCCAAUAGUGGAGGACCCAUAAACUGAUUUCCAUCUGCAUUCUGUUUGCUGACAGGGCAUUUGUCUGUAAUCGACUACUAAGCACUAGAUAGUGUAGGACUCAUAAUGAUUAUCUUUCUUCUCCGUAUCAUGUUGCAAGAGUAACAGUCCAGUUGGCUUCCUCCACAUUCAGUCCUCAGCUUAAUGUGCCCUUGCUGAAAGGGCAUUUAUUGGCAGAAAGGUCAGAGCUCUGGAGUUAACUCUGCUCUACCAAAAAAAAAUGUUUUAUGGUAGUUUAGUUUGCACUGAGCAAAUGGGCUCUUAAAAGCUGUUUGGCUCCUUUGUUUUCUUCCCCCACCUAGAUCCUACCUACCGUUGGUUCUUCUGUUCUUAUCAUCCCCUCAACUGACUGUUCAACUCCACUUGGAGCACUAGGCCUCUUGAGAUGAAAAGAUUGUACACUUUCAGUUGUAAACACUUUAUUAAUGCUACAUAUUGAAUGUAACAGGGAAGCAGCCACUUUGUUUUUUUAAGAAAGAGUAUUAAAUUACAGUUCUUGGGGAACAAAUGAAAGGCUUUAUUUCCUCUGUGACAAAAAAUACCAGUCUAAAUUACACAUUUGUAGUGAGCAGAGCAAAUCCCACUACUUUUCAAUCCAUGUUUGUGGUUUUAAGCUACAACUAAUCUUUCCUUGUCACUGACACCUGUGGUUUUCCUCUGUUAAAUAUUCGAUUUGGAAAGAAAAACAUGUGAGGUGACUUCCGCUCUUUGACUCUAAAACUAAGUCUAUUCAUUUUUAGUAGGAGUGUACUGCAUUCAGCCUUCUAAGUCAGCUUCUGGAUAAAGUAGCUAUUUCCCUGCUGGCUGCUGCAUUCCAUGUGGUUUCUGCAUUCCAAAGCAAAUGUUAGGUGCUUAGCAACCUGUGCCUGUACAUGAGUUCAGAGAGCAGGAAAUGUGACUUGAAAUUAUACAGAGUAUUAGGCUGCAGAAGAUAUUUUAGGGGUUUUUAUAGCAGUAGUAUUCUGUGAAUAUGAAGAAUUUUUUUAAGUGAUCUCACUUUUAAUUUGUUUCCACUGUUAGACUGUAGAGAAUGGAAAAAGUAUUGAUGUGAUUUAAACCACUAAUAGGAAAUACUAACUAGCUAUCUCUAGUGAGUUUUUUUUAACCGUACUUGGGAGAAAGGAAGUACUGAAAAACCCAGAGCUGCAGAAUAUAGAAGCAGUUGGUGCUUUUCUCUUUGAAGGCUGUGGCAAUACCUAUCAGAUAACCUUGCUUCUAAUUAGAACUGUACAGUAACGUUUGUCAAGAAGAAAUACUAAGAACAGAAAACAAGUGUUAAAAUCAGUCACUUGUACUUGGCACUUCUUUAAAUUUUUGUUUUAGAAUUAAAUGCAAUCUUGUCAUCUUAAUCAUUCUGUUGAAAAGAUCAAAAACUCCUGGGUUUUGUGCUUCUUGUCUUGUUGAAAUGUCAGAAAUUAUUACUCUGGGUGCCAGCAGUGAUCAGUGUAGCUGGCAUAGAAGCUGAAUGGAGAAUCUGAGAACAGAUGCUCCCUUCACUCAUGGUGCCUUCACAGGUGCUUGGCAUGCAGGUUUAGUAAUUAACCUUUUUACAUGAGGCAUCUCUUAGGACAAGCUGGAUAGGCAGUGACAUGCUGAUAGGUUAUCUGAAAGAACCAUCUCUUCAUGCAUUUUUAAAAAAACAAACCCCAGAAAUACUCUGCUAAGUUGAAUGUCGGUCAACUGCAUACUUAAAAGUAAUAUCCUUCCUAAAUACUGUUUUAGCACCAUCUCAAAAUGUUUUUUUCCAGUUUUUGUCCAAAAACUAUUACAGCAUGUCAAGUGAAGGAGAUAACUUGUGUCAUGUGAUGAAUGAUGAUAUUUAAAGCAUGAAACAUCCUUGUAAGUCGUCUUGCUCUUAAUUCUUCUUCCUACCUAUGAAACAUUGUAUCACUCCUAUUUUAAGUAAGAUCAUAUGCUUAGAAACCCAGGUGGGAAAGUUUAAGACCUGGUAGUUAGUACAUGAUGUUGCAACAAAAUACAGGGGCUGCACAUUUGAGCUACUUGGGGCCCUGACAGAGUAGGAAAACAGUAAGCCCACUUGGACAAUGCUGGCAGAAUGGGCUGCCACCACACUAAACUGAGAGCAUUUGCUGUUAGUCUUCCUGCCCAAUUUGCUUCCAGUCUCUUUCAUACAACAUUUGGAGUUGAUUGCUGCUUUACCUUUUCUCUCACUCUUGUAGAGGCUUUUGCUCGAUCUCUUCAGCAGCCAUUUCAUACGAUUUCUGGAGGAAGUUUGUGUGGAGAGGAAUGCAGAUUUCAGGUGGCAUCAGAACUGAAGUGGGGGGAGCACGGAGUGUCACCCAGAGUCUCCAGUACAUCUGGACAUAACUGAGAAGUGGAAAAAAAGGAAGAGAACUUUUAUCCUUGUUGCAGAAAUUACUUCCUGAGACGCAUCUAAAGCCCUUCCACCUUUUGAAAGUAAGAGAUGCUGUUUGUUUCAUUGAGCUUAUGGACUGACGAGUUCAUGUGAAUUGACAGAUCAAGCCAAAGGAGGAGGUUUUCAACAGGGAUCAUACUAUGGACUGUUGCACACAAACUCUUAGUCACUUAGCACCCAAGAUGUCCAUUGCCUGCAGUAAGCUGCUGUUCCUCCUGACAGGAAUAGUUUGUAUUACCGAGUUUCUUGCUGUACCAUCCCCUCUUCAGAAAGAUCCUAAGUGUGGGCAGAAAUUUCAUGAGACAAAACCGUGGAGUUACUUUAACCUUUUCACACGGAUUGUUGGGGGAAACCAGGUGAAACGAGGCUCACAUCCAUGGCAGGUUUCCUUGAAACGAAGGCAAAAGCAUUUCUGUGGAGGCACCAUUGUUUCUGCUCAGUGGGUGGUCACGGCAGCUCACUGUGUCUUGGACAGGAAUCUACUCCAGUAUUUAAAGGUCACUGCAGGAGAGCAUGAUUUGAGGAUCAGGGAAAAUGGAGAGCAGACACUCCCUGUUAAAUAUGUCAUUAGGCAUCCAAAUUUUGACCCCAGAAGACCAAUGAAUUAUGAUGUUGCCCUUCUGAAGCUGGAUGGAGCCUUCAACUUCAGUGCAUCAGUUUUGCCAGCAUGUCUUCCUGAUCCAGGUGAAAAGUUUGAAGCAGGAUAUAUCUGCACUGCUUGUGGUUGGGGCCGUCUAAACGAGAAUGGAAUACUUCCUCAGGUAUUAUAUGAGGUCAAUCUACCAAUCCUAAACAGUAAGGAGUGUUCAAGAGCAUUGUCAACUUUAAAGAAACCCAUCCAAGAUGACACUAUAAUAUGUGCUGGAUUUCCAGAUGGAGGAAAAGAUGCCUGCCAGGGAGACUCCGGGGGCCCUCUUCUGUGCCGACGUAGGCAUGGUGCCUGGACUCUAGCUGGUGUGAUCUCAUGGGGCAUGGGAUGUGCUCGUGGCUGGAGGAGUAACGAGAAGAAGCAAUAUUACAGAAGAGGUUCUCCAGGAAUAUUUACAGACCUUAGCGCAGUGCUCUCCUGGAUUCAAGAAAAUAUGAGUAAUGACCUGAAAAUGAAAAGUUCCACAGCAUUUUGUAGCACUCAAGAUGGCAAACUCCCCAACAGUGAAGGAGAAUUACAUUUUCCUGGAAGUCCCGAGCAUUUCUAUCAAAACCAUCAAUUGUGUGUAUGGACUCUAUUUGUACCAGAAGGGAAUUAUAUAUUGCUUCGUUUUUCUCACUUUGAUAUAGAGCCGGAAACAUUUUGUGACUAUGAUUCUUUAUCAGUCUAUUCUAAAGAUGACAGACUUGUUGGGAAAUUCUGUGGAGGAGAUCUUCCGUUACCUAUUUUGAUUGGCUCCAAUAGUGUAAGGCUGAAAUUUGUGUCUGACAACAAGGAUUAUGGAACUGGGUUUUCCAUGACCUACAGAACUCUUGCGCCAGAUACUCUUCCUGAUUCUGGCUGUGAGUCCUUAGCUGUCCUUUUUGAAGAAGGAGUGCUACAAAGUAUGCACUAUCCAGAGCACUACAGCAACCUGGCAGAUUGUCAAUGGGUUGUUUGUGCACCAGACAACCAUGUAAUCAAGCUUACGUAUCAGUCUUUUGAAGUAGAAGAGAACGAAGAUUGCUCUUACGAUGCUGUGACCGUGUACGAAGAUGUAGGAAAAGAGGAGGAAAUUGCUAAGUCUUGUGGAUUUGCUCUACCAGCACCUGUUCUAAGCUCCUCUGGUAUGAUGCUGAUUGUCUUUCACUCUGACAAAACAGAGACCUUUGGAGGAUUCAGAGCUACAGUCUCUUUUGUUCAUGUAACAGAUUUAAAUACUUUGGAUUCAGAUAGUGAAGAAGAAUUGAAAGAUGUGGAUAUGACUGCAGAAGAAAUACAGAUUAUGACAGAUGAUAUUUGUGGACUGCCUUCAAAUCAGCCCAGGUUCCUCUUCAGUAGGAUAAUUGGAGGUGAAGAAGCUGUACCAUACUCAUGGCCUUGGCAAGUCAGCAUACAGAUUUCAGAUGAGCAUAUCUGUGGAGGAGCAGUUCUUGCCAAAGAAUGGGUUGUCACAGCUGCUCACUGCUUUAAUUCUAAGGAACAAUACAGAGACUUAUGGACAGUGGUCACAGGAAUUCACAAUCUUGCAGAGCAAGACUACAGACAGAAAAGGACAGUAAAGCAGUUUAUUAUACAUCCAAGUUUUAAUAAGACCACCAUGGACUGUGAUAUUGCCUUAGUGCGACUGGCCGAGCCCUUAGAAUUCAACCACUACGUGCGCCCGGUGUGCCUGCCUGCGAAGGAGGAGGCAGUUCAGCCCUCGAGGGUGUGCGUUGUCACAGGAUGGGGUGCACACGCAGGAGACAGAGAAAAGGGGAAAAAACUUCAUCAGCUUGAGGUCCCCAUCCUGGUGCUUGACACAUGUCAGAGCUAUUACAUAAACCUUCCCAGUAAAGUGACCCAGAAGAUGAUCUGCGCUGGGUUCCCUCUGGAAGAAGGCAAGGAUUCGUGCACAGGUGAUUCUGGCGGCCCAUUAGUUUGUCCUUCAGAAGAUGACUCUGGAUUUUACACCCUUAAUGGAAUCACUAGCUGGGGCUUGGGCUGUGGAAAGAAGAGCUACCCAGGAGUAUACACCAAUGUUGGUGUUUUUGUUGACUGGAUCAAGCAGAGUGUUAAUAGUAGUGAUCUCCCCAUUUUCAUGGUGUAACUGUCAAAACAGCAGUUCUGAUGGACAACGUUGUAAAACACUUCCAAAGCACAAGUAUCACUGAAAGCAAAACUUGGUGAGAGUGUAUUAGUUCAUGCUUGGUGAACAGAUUCCAGAGUAGCUGAUCCUUACUUCAGUGAAGUUAUUGAUUUACCUAAAUUGAGACUUUGGCCUUACAUGCGUGUUGUUGGGGCAGACAUAAGUUACUUGAAAUCUUCUGAAAGUCUGUCUGUAUUAAAAGAAAGGAGAGGGAGGAUAAACCAUCAUAUGCCAUGUGUUGAGCAUGUCCUUGAACACAGUACAGGAGGGUAUAAAAUACUGCAGAGAUGAAAUGAAAUAAGUACCCAUGUAAAACAGAACUGAAGGACUAGUCAGUCGUCCUUCCAUUAAGGUCAAUAGGAGUGUUACCUCUGACUCUGAGAGGACCUGGGCAGUGGCAGUAGUAGUGAAUUAUUGAGGAACAGAAGAACAUUGUGUAGUGAUUAGUGAUGUGAAUCAACGCAGUUGUUGGGAAAAGGGUAUUUUUAAUGCACCUAAAUGAUAGUCCUCAUGGGUCUGAUCUCACUGAUUUGGGUGUUACAAUACUCUUACCAGCUGAGAAACCUGGCCACUGGUGCCUGUGAUAAUGGUAACAGCUGCUCAAGCAAGGAAGCUGAAUUGCAGUGCAGUGUAAAAUACUCGUUUUUCUAGCUCUUUCUUAUAAUUCAUACUUUUUAUAAAAGCUAUCAAAUGCAGAGAAGGCAUAACAAGACAGAGAAGUUGUAACAGAGACGGCAGCUCCAAAACUGCUCAGGCUUUCAAGAUGUAAGGUAAACUCAGCAAUGACGAAGGGUCACUUGCAUGACCACCUUCUGGUCUGCCUGCACAGUGGAACUGCCUAUCAGUGCAAAGCCCCACAUAUUGGCUUCUGUAUUUUGAAAGACUUUCAUGGCUUGCUGUUAAGAUGAAAAUUCUCUGAUGGGUGUUUUCUAGACAUUAAACAACUUCUUUUGAACAUAGGGAAUUCUGUAUAGUAAGGACUGUACCGGGUGGAAAUAGUGACCUCAACCAUCUACACCUUUUCAGUAACUUGUCCACAAUCUGGGAUGUUUGGGAUAUGUUUCCUUUACUUGACCUAACCUUUCCCUUGCAUCAGCUGUGUGCCCACUUUAAUUCCAUUGGCUGCAAUAAUUCUGGUUGACUUAAAGAGAAGAGAAUCCAGUUCAUUGGGUUAAGUUUUAACUAUAAUUUUGUGAAGUCAGUAUUUCAUUGAAUGGUUUAAAAUCAGUUAUGUUCAUUGAUUUUAGAUCCUUUAAUCUUAUUUAGCAAUGGAACUGUUGACCGAGGUCUAAAUGAUGUCUGGAUGACUUGUCCAAUAUUUUAAUGUGUUGUGUUGCUGUGCCUGUAGGGAAUAUGAAAAUGACAGAGAUCUUUUGCAGAUGCCAAAUACUUGCGUUCAGGACUUCAGUAAUAAUCAUCAGAAUUUAACAGAUGUGUUGACAAAGCAGUAGGUGUUGGCUUGUUGUCCUCUGAUACAAAUCACUUUCCCUGCUCUGUUCCAAAUUUCUGGAUUGAAGAAAAGUUGAUGUUUUGAUUCAAAAUUAACAUCAGCUUUUCAAAUUGUUGGAGAAGUUGCAUGCAUUCAUUAAGUAAUGGAAACAGUCUCUAUUAUUUCCUAUUUUAACAAAUACCUUGUUGUUCAAACAGAUAAGUGUUUGAAAAUACAGGCAUUCCAGGCCAAGGGCCUCUGGUACCAUGCAAGAACUGACAAAUAUUCUAAUUAAACUAUAGGUAUAAUUAAGCAGGUACUGUGUAAUUCAUGCACUGUAACCUGAGCACGCUUAAAGGCAAAUAGCAGCUUGUUUUAUGCUGAAAUGGUUGCUUACACAAGAAAUUGUGAUGACAUGUUCCAGUUAUCUUUGCAAAUGGUGCUGUGCCUGGUCUUAGUGUUUAAAAACUCGAUCAGUGUGAUAGCACAAUAGGUAACUAAAGUCCUUUGACUCAAUGGUCUGGGAAAUAAAUAGAAUGGAAUUAAAAUAUCUCAUUUUGCUUUUGUUAAUAUUACUGGCAAAGUCUUCAGAGAUGCAUUUCCAGUACAGGAGUUUGGGGCCAGUAAUCCUAUUCUUUUGUUGAUAUUAGUUUAGAACUUCUGAUUUAUUUAAAUAUAUAAUUUUAUUCUGCAGCAAGAUAAAAAAAAAAAAGAACCUCUUUUCAUCUAAGUUUAUCCCAAAAUGAAUAUGGUAGGCCUCUUUGACUAGCUUUUUCUCUCCACUGCAAAGUUUCAGAAAAAAGCUCACAAAAAGAUCUGGGGAAUGUGCUUUCCGUGAAACUGUGAAAACACUUCCUGCUGGAAGGACUAUGGACAAAUUUAGAUAAGUUCCAAAGAGUAAGUGUAAGGCACAACUGUGUUAAAUUACUGGUAGAUUGUGCGUGUUCUUUCUUUGAAGAGGUCUGUAGAAAGGAAUAAUGGGAAAAUAACCUUUGUAAUUUUUCAUUGUGAAAGUUGACUGGUGUCCAACUAUAGUGGCAGUUGCUACUAGCAAAUGUUAUCGGUUUCACUUUGCUGGGAGCAGAUGUGUCUUAUCAGUUCGACCUGAUUCUGUUUUGCCUAACAGGAACACGAUGACUUAAAGUACCUGUAAAAUUUUUGUCUGCAUAUUAAUCUAAAACAAGGAUAUCAGUUGGUGUGUUCAGGUUUUAAAAAAGGAGGGGGAGGGGGGCAGCAGACUUGCAGGUGUAUCAGUUGGGCUAGUCCUGUUUAAUGUAGUGCAUAUGGGCUGAUAAAUUGAUGAUGUCACUUUAAAAAACUCCUUAACAAUAUUAACAAUACUGUCUUAGAUUAUUUAUAUGUGAUUUGAUUGUUAAGGUACUUACUUUUUGCUUGACUAUAUGAUGUUGACUUUUCAUAUUUCUCCUAGUAUGGCUUUACAGGUAGUCUGGUUUUGCUUUUGUUUGUUGUGUCUUUUCAGCCUUUUAUAAGCUGCCAGGACCUAUUAGUGGUACAACAAAUGUGAAAAGUUUUGUGAUGCAAAUACAAUCUGUUUAAAAAAUAAAAAACUACUUCCAAUGGAGUUCAUGUAAUGGAAUUGUAUUUUAGUUUUUACAAAAUCAACUUUGACUUGAUACUGUCUUUCAGGAAAAGUAGGCGAUCUCUGCUGGAAUAUGAAUGGGCUGGGAGACCUAGACACCCGUUUGCUACUACCAGAGUUAAGCUGGUGUCUAUUGCUCAGGCUUGAGCGAGCAGCAGAUACAUCUCUAUGCUAUACAAAUAUGUAGGAUGGUAGUUCCUAUUCUGUAUGCUUUUACAACCUAUUGUUUUUGCACAUAAUUUAUAAGACUUAAGAAAAAUAAAAGGAAGGAAUUUGGGACUUAAGAAGUUGGCAUUAAUAAUGUGCAUUCACAUAGCUAAUCUAUAUUCAUAGCAUGAUGUUUUGCAAAUGUAAUUCUUUUUGUGCAAAAUGCGCAAGGAUUUGAAAGAUAUAAGGCAGGUACUUACACCUCACAGUGUAUUGCAUUACCGUUGAUCACUGUGUAAGAAAGGCAUUUGGCACAUGCCACAAUGGAUUAUGGAUUUGAUUUAUUUGAAUGGAUGCUUGGGAAGUGUUGCUAGCGUAAAAGAAGUUAUGUGAAAAAAAUACUCAGGAAAACUGUUAAAAAUGUGUGUAUAUAACUAGAACUUCUCAUACACAAUGACCAGAACCUGAUUCCCAUGUAUACAAAGUCAACUCUGCCCCACUUUAAUUACUUACAGUUGCAUGAGAUGUUUCUUAACCCCACAGUCAAAAGGCGGGGUACUAGUUUCAAAAGCAAAUGAGGUUCCCCGAGUGCUUAAAAUCUAGAUAAAAAUCUUCUUCUCUUGGCAUAUAAUGGUGAAAUGUCUUUUUUUUGUAACAUUGUAUGGAAGCAAAUGAAGGCUCAUUGCGUUGUUCACUGGCACUGCACUUCACAAAAUAUUUAGAAUAAAAGUUUAUGUACAAAAAAAAAAAUCUUGUUCUGACCUUUAGUUAACACAAGUAUCUGUGACCAAAAGUUUUCCUGCUGAGAAACUGUAGGCCUGCUCUGUACCUGUUCGUGCAUGUGCAUGUGCAUGCUGGGAGUCCAAACACAUUGCUGGUGAUACACCUUCUAGAUAGCAUUUGCAGGUUUAGUUAUUAAAACAUUUUCGUAAUUUUCGUUGGAAAGGGGAGAUCUUCAUCAAAAAUAGAGAUUAUAUGUUCAUUGUUAAAGCAGGUCCGGGAAUAGUACAGAAAAGCAAGUAAUUGUUGCCUCAAAUUUAAAUUCUGGCUAUAUAGCCUGACAGAAGAUGUUAAAAACACUGUUGAUCUUGGACUUUAUGGCAUUAUCUGUGUGAAUUCACUUGUUCCAUAAUUCCUUACUUUGUCAUCUCCUCCUUUUCCUGCCUAGGACAGCAAAGCUACUUACUGCAUCAUGCAUCAUACUGCUCCUGGUUGCUUGUGCUCUCGUGACCUCUCCAAUGAAGCCAGAGGAGCAAUAGCAGAGCAGCAUCCUAUCUUUCCUUAGAUGGACUCUCUCUGAAAUUUUCAAAAAGGCCAUGUGGCUUUUUGCCACACGGGUAUACAGUAGCAUCACUGAGGAAAGCUGCUGCCAGCUGUACCAUUACCUUAUUGUAAGAAAAUACAAGGUCAUAGCACCUCCGUGGGAGAAUCUAGUACCUGUAAUCAUGGAAAAUGGGUCAUUCAGGCCUGGAGUUCCUGGGCUCAGCUGUGAUAUUCUGA
This is a messenger RNA of Dromaius novaehollandiae (emu), 12386 nucleotides long. RefSeq names its product ovochymase 2 (gene OVCH2). The coding region runs from base 5095 to 7671 and encodes 858 amino acids. Gene Ontology annotation, biological process: proteolysis; acrosome reaction. Gene Ontology annotation, molecular function: serine-type endopeptidase activity. The transcript is spliced from 25 exons. Lineage: Eukaryota; Metazoa; Chordata; Aves; Casuariiformes; Dromaiidae. The record is from RefSeq and is a predicted model, not a curated record.